Oryza brachyantha (malo sina) is the source of this 2557-nucleotide messenger RNA. Its product is annotated as far upstream element-binding protein 2-like. Gene Ontology annotation, molecular function: mRNA binding. Gene Ontology annotation, biological process: regulation of gene expression. NCBI's taxonomy places the organism in Eukaryota, Viridiplantae, Streptophyta, Magnoliopsida, Poales, Poaceae. The record is from RefSeq and is a predicted model, not a curated record. The transcript is spliced from 7 exons. The coding region runs from base 87 to 2192 and encodes 701 amino acids. Gene Ontology annotation, cellular component: cytoplasm.
UCUCUCCUCUCUCGCAAGGGCAGCGCCUCCACACGCGUGCGGAAAAAAAUCGGAGGCGAAAACCCUCAAACCCUAAUCCCCUCCCCAUGGCGGAGCCCGACGUGACGGCGCCGCCGCCGGAGGUGCUGGCUGUGGCUCCCGAGGAGCAGAAACCCCCGGCCGCCGCCGCCGCCGACGCAUCCGCCGCGCUGGAAGAGGCCGCCGUGCCCGCUGAGGGCGAGGGCGAGCACAAGAGGAAGCUCGAGGAGGUCGAGCCCGCCGCGGAUGCGAACGGCGGCGGCGAGGACGCCAAGCGGCCGCGCGUGGAUGGCGACGGAGAAGGUUUCGUGCAGAGCAACGAGUCCGCCGCGAAGGUAGAAGAGCCAGCGGCUAAAGAGAACAGUGAGCUUGUCCCUACUGAGGGUUCUGCAGAUGCUGAGAACGGCAAGGUUGCUCCUACUGGGGAUUUACAGGUGGGCUCUGGGGAGAAGCCUCAGGAGCCUGCAGCAGAAGCGGCAGUGACUGAAGCCCCACAGCAAGAAGGUAGCAGCGCACCAGGACAGGAGACUUCUCGAAUAAUCGAUGUGCCCAACAACAAGGUCGGAGUCCUAAUAGGAAAGUCUGGGGAAACGAUCAGAAACUUGCAAAUCAACUCAGGUGCAAAGAUCCAAAUCACAAAGGACGCUGAGGCCGAUGCAAAUGCCCCAACUCGUUCUGUUGAACUAGUUGGAACUGUCGAGAGCAUUGACAAGGCUGAGCAGCUAAUUAAGAAUGUUAUAGCUGAGGCUGAUGCUGGUGGCUCACCUGCUCUGAUUGCUAGAGGUUUUGGGUCUGGACAGUCAGGCUCUGAGCAGUUUGAGAUGCUAGUCCCUGAUAAUAAGGUUGGUUUAAUUAUCGGAAAAGGCGGUGAGACAAUUAAAAGUCUCCAAACUAGAUCUGGUGCUCGUAUUCAGUUAAUUCCCCAACAUCCUCCGGAAGGUGUUACUUUGCUAGAAAGAACUGUGCGUGUUACUGGGAAUAAGAAGCAGAUCGAAGCAGCAAAAGAUAUGAUUAAGCAAGCUAUGAAUCAGACGUUUUCAAGACAUGGGGCUCAAUCUGGUGGAUAUGGUCAGCAAAACUACCGCCCUAGUCAUGGUGCAGCUUCUCAGUGGGGCCCACGUUCUCAAACCCAGCCUGGAUAUGGGUAUCCACCAAGAGGGCCUCCACCUCAAAACAUGCCAUACUCCCAACCUUAUGGUGGCUACCCGCAACAGCCACCACCAAGAGGUGGCAUGGGCUGGGACCAGAGGCAGGGCCCUCCGCCACAUGCUUCCCACCAUGGUGGCGGCUACGACUACUAUAAACAGGGAUCUCAAGGGUAUGAAGGCCAGCCACCGAACUACCCUCCUGGUCCUGGAAACUACAACAGUUAUGGGCCAUCACAGGGUCCAAAUUAUGGACAACCUCAGUAUCCUCAGUCUGCACCUCCGCAGAACUAUGGGCAGGGUUAUGGUGAUCCUAGGUACAAUGCUCCCCCACCAAACCAGCAGUACUAUGGUCAGCCUCCAGUGGGUCCACAGCAAGGCUACCCUCCACAGCAAGAUCCCUAUGCUAGGCCUUAUGGUGGACCUGGACAAUGGGCACCCAGAGGUGCACCGGCCGGAGAUGGCAGCUACCAGGCGGCACCACCUACAUCUUAUGGCCCACCAUCUCAGCAGCCUCCUGCGUAUGGUCAAACAUAUGGCCCAACGACUGGACCUGAUGGGUAUUCUCAACAGAGUUACCCACAGCAAGGUGCCCAAGCGCCAGCAACAUAUGGUCAGAGUGCUCCAGUAGGGCCAGGGUAUGCUCAGCAAGGCGCACAGCAAGGUGGCUAUGCACAGUAUCCUGCAUCUCAACCAGCAUAUGGUGAUCAAGCAGCUCAGAACAAUACAAACUACGGCUACCAGGGAGCCCCAGCUGAUCCCAACUAUGCAAAUGCAUACCCACAAUCAGGAUAUGGUUCUACUCCGGCUAGUGGUCAGGCUGGAUAUACUGCUGCACCGGCAGCUGGCCAGCCAGGCUACGGUCAGGCAGGGUACACACAGCCACCUACAAAUCCGCCGACUUAUGAUCAAUCCGCUCAACCAGCAGCUCAGAGUGGCUAUUCUGCACCUCCUGCAAACCCGCAGCCUACUGUUGCAAAAGGGGUGUCACCGCAGCCUGCGGGAUAUGGUGGACAAUGGACCGCGUGAGGUUUGUUCCUCAAAUUUUAUUGACAGCAUGGUCUUGUGGAAGAUGAUCUAGUUGAAGACUGUUUUUGCGCUUAUAAAGUAUGCGCUUUAAAUCCCCUUUGGAUGUUCAUUGAGUAAGCAGUAUACUUUCGAUAUGCCUAGAAGGGAUGUAACCCCUGCCCAUCCAGUUAUACCGCAAUCUCUGUAGUACUUGGUAGUUUGUUAAGGUAACCUAAAAACCUCCUGUUAAUUAGUUUAGAAGUGAACCUUGUUCUGUUAUUCUGCAUCAUGUUGAGUAAUAUCUGGAUGCCUGGUCUAUUUUGUGCUAUGCUUUUUCGCUGGUUUGGUUAUUACAGAGGAGACAAGCUAUUCUUACCUAUUUUACA